Emiliania huxleyi CCMP1516 is the source of this 955-nucleotide messenger RNA. RefSeq lists its product as hypothetical. The transcript is spliced from 7 exons. The annotation marks the transcript as partial. Gene Ontology annotation, cellular component: nucleotide-activated protein kinase complex; cytoplasm; nucleus. Gene Ontology annotation, biological process: signal transduction. The record is from RefSeq and is a predicted model, not a curated record. Lineage: Eukaryota; Haptophyta; Isochrysidales; Noelaerhabdaceae. Gene Ontology annotation, molecular function: protein kinase binding.
CCCGUGAGGUCGCGCUUUUGGCCCUUUGGGUGGGCUCGCCCCACGCAGGCCGUGGGCUCGCCCCACUCAUUGGCCGCGCUGAUAUUCGCCGCGCUGCUAUGGGCAACGAGGUCUCAUCCGCCGAAGAUCCGCACGAGCCAGUGACGCGUGCAGGCACCGUGCCAGUGGGUCUCCGAUGGCCGCACGGGGGCAAGACAGCAUAUGUCUGCGGCUCGUUUACGCAGUGGCAGAAAGUGCCGAUGCAGUGGCGACAGAGCAACUCGGGCGGUGAGUGGUUCAAGGUGGUGGAUCUGGCUCCCGGCAGCUACCAGUACAAGUUCAUUGUCGACGGCCAGUGGCGCCACGAUCACACCGCGCCUACGGUCCUCGACAACCUCGGAAACGUCAACAAUUGCGUCACGAUCCAGGCUUCCCCCGCGAGCGCAUCCAGCCCUGCCGCCGCCGCCGCCGCCACAUCGGCAGCCACCACCGCUGGCGGGAGUGGAGGCGCGGGCGGCGCUGGCGAGGCGCGUGGCUCUGUCUCCUGCCGUUCCUCCGACCCGUACAGCAUGGGCGUUCGCAGCGGCGGAGGCGGUUCGUCCUCGUAUGGCCAGAUUGUGCCUGCGCGGGAGGAGCUCCUCGUUCACCACUCUGCCUCGCUGCUGCUGCCUCCCCAGCUGCGGCUGCUGCUGCCGGCGCACCACGGGGACCACACAACCAUGCCGCUCUCGGUGCAGAUGCACCACGUCUUCUGCGCCCAAGGGCCCGAGGUAGCAGUCCUUUCGAUGGCGCACCGCUACAAGGACCGCUCCAUCACGCAGCUGCUCUACAAGCCCGUCCCGGGCUCCGGCCACCGCCGCCCGGCACGCCGCCCAGCCGAAGCGUCCGAGCCGGCAGCCACAACGGCAGCCGUGGCGAGCCUGCCGGGCGGCACGGCGCAGCAGCGCAGGUCUGGCGGCUCUUCAGCGGCGCUGCU